Populus nigra (black poplar) is the source of this 848-nucleotide messenger RNA. Its product is annotated as ubiquitin-conjugating enzyme E2-17 kDa. Gene Ontology annotation, biological process: protein polyubiquitination. Lineage: Eukaryota; Viridiplantae; Streptophyta; Magnoliopsida; Malpighiales; Salicaceae. Gene Ontology annotation, molecular function: ubiquitin conjugating enzyme activity. Gene Ontology annotation, cellular component: nucleus. The record is from RefSeq and is a predicted model, not a curated record. Bases 208 to 654 code for a protein of 148 amino acids. The transcript has 5 exons.
UUCGUGUCAGAGACAGAGACAGAGACAGAGACAGACCGCCACAAGGCAACUUAGGAUUCUCUCCUUUUUUUAAUUUCCUUUCCUCUUGUACUAUAUUUUUAUAAAACACAAAACUCUCUUUUCUUUUUCUCUCUGUUACAGCUGAAUCAACACACCAAACCCUAAUCCUAACUCAACUGCCAACACUGCCGCUUCAGAGAAUUUGUGAUGGCUUCCAAGAGGAUCAACAAGGAGUUGAAAGACCUGCAGAAGGACCCUCCUGCUUCAUGCAGCGCUGGUCCUGUUGCUGAUGAUAUGUUCCACUGGCAAGCAACAAUUAUGGGCCCAGCUGACAGCCCAUUUGCUGGUGGGGUGUUUCUCGUAUCCAUUCACUUCCCACCAGAUUACCCAUUCAAGCCCCCCAAGGUCUCUUUCCGUACAAAGGUUUUCCACCCCAACAUCAACAGCAAUGGAAGCAUUUGUCUUGAUAUUCUCAAAGAACAGUGGAGCCCUGCUCUUACAAUAUCCAAGGUUCUUCUGUCCAUCUGUUCACUGUUGACGGAUCCAAACCCUGAUGAUCCCCUGGUGCCUGAAAUUGCUCACAUGUACAAGACAGACAGAUUCAAGUAUGAAACCACUGCUCGGUCUUGGACCCAGAAAUAUGCCAUGGGCUAGGGUUCCACAUCUGCAGGAGGAACAAAAAUGUCUAUGGCCCUACUAGUAAAUAAUAGAAACUUCAUCUGGGUCUGCUUUUGAUGUCUUGGUUUUUGAAGAUCAAUGGGAGUUUAUUUAUUAAUGCAUGUUCGUCAACAGUUAGUUAAUAUUUACAUGAAAACCAAAAUGCAAAAUGUUACCUCUGCUUUACUUAA